GUAAUAUCCUUUGACGAGUGCGAAUGCUCUGUAGUGCUUGUGCGCGGCUCCGUACCCUUAUUCUGGGAGCAACCCGGUGUGCAGGUUGGCUCGCAUAAGGUAAAAGUAAGGGCAUUUGAAGCAAGCUCGUCUGCCUAUCACAGGCAUUUCUUGAGACUGACGUCGACGUACGGGAAGACCACAGUGGUAAAUCUUUUGGGGAGCAAGGAGGGUGAGCGAGCUUUGGCGGAUGCAUUUAGGACUCAACACAAAAGCUCCAAGUUUGCCAGCACCGUCGACUUUAUCGACUUUGAUUAUCACUCACAAAUGAAGAUCUCAAAGGAUUCUUUGCAUAGAUUGGUCAAAAAACUCGCGCCUUAUAUGCAAGCCGCUUCAUUUUAUCUUUUCAAAAAUGGAUCUGUGAAAAGGCGGGAUUUUGACAGAAUUGUUUAUCAAAGCACAUGCCUUCCUGCUUUUUGA
This is a messenger RNA of Strongylus vulgaris, 459 nucleotides long. The record is from the annotation of a GenBank genome assembly. NCBI's taxonomy places the organism in Eukaryota, Metazoa, Nematoda, Chromadorea, Rhabditida, Strongylidae.